Molecule: messenger RNA, 605 nt
Organism: Helianthus annuus (common sunflower)
Lineage: Eukaryota; Viridiplantae; Streptophyta; Magnoliopsida; Asterales; Asteraceae
Product: small nuclear ribonucleoprotein E-like
Exons: 6
Coding region: 128-391 (87 amino acids)
Biological process (GO): spliceosomal snRNP assembly; mRNA splicing, via spliceosome
Cellular component (GO): U4/U6 x U5 tri-snRNP complex; U1 snRNP; precatalytic spliceosome
Molecular function (GO): RNA binding
Source: RefSeq, a predicted model, not a curated record
GAAUGUUUAUACAGCAAGGGUUUCACUUCACUUCGACUGCACACCACCAACUCUGCUCUAGGGUUUUCUCUUCAAUCAACAAAGAAGAAGAAGAAGAUCGAUAACAUCAACACCAGCAGCAGCAGCCAUGGCUACCAAAGUCCAGAGGAUUAUGACCCAACCUAUCAAUCUCAUCUUUAGGUUCCUCCAGAGCAAAGCUCGUAUUCAGAUAUGGUUGUUUGAGCAGAAAGAUUUGAGGAUUGAAGGUCGCAUAAUUGGGUUUGAUGAGUACAUGAAUUUGGUUCUUGAUGAGGCUGAGGAAGUCAGCAUAAAGAAAAAGACACGGAAGGCUCUAGGCCGGAUUCUGCUGAAAGGAGACAACAUUACCCUCAUGAUGAACGCGGGAAAGUAAAAAGAAGCAUUUGCAUGAAGAGGAUAUGUGCUGAAUAGAUGAUUUGCAGCAUCUUAUGUUAUUUUUGUUUUGACGAUUGUUAACUAGGCACUUCUGUGAGAAUUGAUCGUCUUAUGUCGAUGUUUUUAAGUUUGUAAGCACCCAACUUUUGGAUAUAUGUUACUAUUGAGCAAAUCUUGUUGGAAAGUUGCAAUUUGUAUGUGAACUAGCUAAA